AUGCCUACCGAUCUCGAACAAGCCACUGGUCUAGAACGUUUGGAAAUUCUGGGCAAGAUGCAGGGCAUUGAUAUCUUUGACAUGAGACCACUACCAGCGGAUAGAAUUGGUGAUGAACUACAAUGUGGUUGCACCGGUGUUCCCGCUGAUUCUCACCACGUUCGAUGGCUUGUUGUCUCGAAAUCACGACCAUAUGAGCGAUGUGACGAGUGCGGUAGUGUCUACAAGAUGCAAUAUGUUGGACCACCCGACGACCCACACCACCACCAUCACGGUUACGAAGAGCCAAAAACCAUGGCAGACUACGUCAAGUCCGAUUACUGGUAUCGAUGA
Molecule: messenger RNA, 333 nt
Organism: Lithohypha guttulata
Lineage: Eukaryota; Fungi; Ascomycota; Eurotiomycetes; Chaetothyriales; Trichomeriaceae
Gene: COX4
Product: Cytochrome c oxidase subunit 4
Exons: 3
Coding region: 1-333 (110 amino acids)
Biological process (GO): mitochondrial electron transport, cytochrome c to oxygen
Cellular component (GO): mitochondrial envelope
Source: RefSeq, a predicted model, not a curated record